ACUUUUUAAUUGAUCUUGCAAUUUGUGUAGCGAGCGUUCGAAAAAGAAUUAGCGCAACUUGUAGGGACAAAAGUUGGAGUAAGCUGGCGCUUUGUUGGGCACCUGGAAACAGUUUGGAUAAAUUUGUUUUAAACGCCUUGUCUCUGCGCAGUAACAGCUGUUUUAGAUGUAAUGGGCUGCGGCUGGUAGGCCAGGCCAGUACUGGAAUGGAUUAGCGAGUCUAUGGGUCGGUUAGUAGCAGUUGAACAGCAGAAUGAACAAGGAUGCCACGAAGACUGCCAAGUGGGUGCUUUUGGUGCCCUUCAUCCUGUGUGUCCGACUGUGCAAGAGCAAAGCCAGUGACAACAUCACGGACUUUGACUGGCUAAAUGAGACGCAGCUGCUGCAAGUGGAUGGCUCCGACAAUGGCACAGAUUCCACCGAACCCAUCCCGGAUUUGCAUUUGCAGUUGCACAACAUCACUGUCAAUUGCCAUCCGUGCAACAACAGCAACAGUGGCAGAAGUACGGAUUCCAACGUCCCGCUGGAGCAGCUGGUGCAUCAUCAGCAAAUUGUUCGACUUGCUUUCAUGGCCUUGCUGCUGCACAUUCUCGUUGUGGGCGUGGCAUUCAUCAUCUACAGCUGCGUGUACUGGAAGAGCCGGGCCCUAAAGAGGCGCCACAGACUGAACGCCCAGGGCACCCUGCAGCUCUCCGCCCUACAGCAUCGGCAUGUACCCAGCACUCAGAGCUGUUCCUGCCACGGAUGCCAGCUGUCCGGGCGAAUACUGCACGGCCUGAUCGUUCAGCAGUUCCAGGAGAUUGCCGAAUAUUGAGCAAAUGGACAAACACUUUGAAAACCACCUUCUGCUACAUACUAUAUACAAGUUAUAUUCUUGGUUAGGAAACAUUGUUUCUGCAUAAUUUGGAGUCAAGGUCACAAUAUAUAUUUCCCAAUGCAACAUUCGCUUGGUAGUAGUUGUACAUAAAGAUUUCGUAUAUCCUUGCAUACAUGUGAAUGGAUGAGUGAUUAUGGAUUUGAAGAAAUGGCUGCUGCCCCUUGUCCCCCUUUACUAUCGUCCCUCUGCCUCGAACGAGACACGCUUCAAAGGACAUAAUGUCAAUGCAAUGUCAAUAACUAAUUCAAUCGCACACAUGCAGACAUUCAUACUCGUACUGGCACAGAUACUGAAACAGACAUGUCGGCAGUUGCAUUGUCGUCAAAAUGCAUCAACAUCUGACGAUGGAGACAGAGGGAUACAGAGAGAGUCGGAGGGGAGCGAGCGGCCCACUCCACAAAGGUCAAAGUUCAUCAUCAUUUACAGCAGGCUACCCUACCCCUUCUUGGUUCAACAUUUCCUUCGCUUUCCACUUCUCGAGUUCGUCUCUACUUUCCGCACGUCCGCAUUAAUGAAUAAAAAUAAUCCGAUUAAUAAAUUUUCCCUCUCUCUCUCUCUCUCUCUCUCUCUUUCAUA
Messenger RNA from Drosophila persimilis, 1453 nucleotides. RefSeq lists its product as uncharacterized. The record is from RefSeq and is a predicted model, not a curated record. The transcript has 3 exons. NCBI's taxonomy places the organism in Eukaryota, Metazoa, Arthropoda, Insecta, Diptera, Drosophilidae. The coding region runs from base 254 to 814 and encodes 186 amino acids.